AUGCCCUCGACGUUGACCCGCAUCCUCGCCGUUCUGGCCCUGUCGCUCUCUGUUGCGGCACAAGACAUCCAGUACACCCUUACGCACAACGCGACCGUUAUCUACGGCACUUGGAGUUCUGGUAGCAAUGGCGUGCAGACGGGAUCACUUUACAAGGGCUUCGCGAAUCCUGCGGAUAGGGCCUUUAUAUACCCUAACACGACCGGAAUCUCGUAUUCCUUUACCGACGACGGCUACUACGAGAUUGCAAGAUACCGCUAUACGAGUAACGGCACCUCACCACGCUGCAUCACUGGUGUUAUGAACUGGGUCCAUGGGACGUACCAGCUACAACCGAACGGUUCGAUUACCACGGUUCCGUUCGGCGACGGGUUCCAGCAGAUCCAGGACGCUUGUGCUGCUGUGUCGAAUUUCAUCGAGGACUACAACGACACGGAACUCUACAGCUCGUGGACCAUCUUCCAGGACCCCACACUUGGCUACCAGCUCCAGCUGUACCAGUACGAUGGCACUCCGCUCGCGCAGCAGAACCUUAUCUCGACGACGCCGAACAUGCUUCCCACGCGCAAUCUCCGCAACACAACGACGACGUCGACCACCGCGCGGUCGUUGUUGGCAAAGAAGAGCGCAGGUCGAGGUGAUUACGCCUCGUUGGCAACGAUCCCUUGGAGGAUCACCGGGACAACGAGGAUACCGGCUGAGAUAUACAAGCUCGAUGUUUAUGGGAAGGAUUCAUUCUUCAAGCUUCUAGACUCUAAUCAACUCUGCUCUGCCCGUUCUAAAAUGGCUGGACAAUCUCACGCAGAUGGACUGUGUCUACGCUAUCCGGAAGCUCUCGGACCACAGCCAAAUCUAACAGGAGAAAUGGCUGUGAACUUGCUCAUUCGUGCGGUUCAACUCGCGCACCACACACCUUUUGUAUGGGGAUACAUUGAUAGGCCACAAGAGGGACAAAUGUUCAUCAUAUUCCUGACCCCCCAACUGCCCUUCCCUCCGGAUGGCAUCCGUUACCAGGAGCAAGAACAGAAGGCGUUAAUCCCUGCUGGACCUGGUCGUGAACUCGAAGUGAUGGAGGUCAAGUACGGUUUCCUUCCCAACUCCUCAGACGGCACAGCCUGGCGUGUCCGCCGUCGUUUCCGGCUCACAAGGGGCGGACACCAACAGCUGGUCCUUAUACAUUACGGCCGCGGCAACCCCAUACGCAAUCUUUUCGCCACGACAGCUAUCAUCCCAUCGCUUAACCAACCCGUCCGUGCAUACCCCCUCCGUGCGAUCAACGAGCCUGCUGUCUUCGUUCUCGGCGACAAGACCGGCCAGAAGGUGUAUCCUAAUACAGGCGCGCCAAUCGGCAUGGGUGAACGCCAGCCGAUUGUAUUGGUGAACCUGGCUUUUCAUCGAAUCAAGAGUGUUGCAGGAUGCGCCACAGUGUGA
Molecule: messenger RNA, 1431 nt
Organism: Postia placenta MAD-698-R-SB12
Lineage: Eukaryota; Fungi; Basidiomycota; Agaricomycetes; Polyporales; Adustoporiaceae
Exons: 11
Coding region: 1-1431 (476 amino acids)
Biological process (GO): chromatin remodeling; 'de novo' protein folding
Cellular component (GO): endoplasmic reticulum membrane; endoplasmic reticulum
Source: RefSeq, a predicted model, not a curated record